Messenger RNA from Octodon degus (degu), 651 nucleotides. Its product is annotated as olfactory receptor 3A2-like. The record is from RefSeq and is a predicted model, not a curated record. Lineage: Eukaryota; Metazoa; Chordata; Mammalia; Rodentia; Octodontidae. Gene Ontology annotation, molecular function: olfactory receptor activity. The transcript has 2 exons. Gene Ontology annotation, cellular component: membrane. Bases 1 to 651 code for a protein of 216 amino acids. Gene Ontology annotation, biological process: G protein-coupled receptor signaling pathway.
AUGGAUUUCCUGAAAGAGACAGGAUGGAAGAAAAAAGAGGGUAAUGAUAAAGCCAAAAAUGCAGUCAUCACUGGGGAAGAUGAAAAGGAGAAAAUCAGGCGGUGGUACAGCACCCGCAUGAAUCAAACAGUCCAGAGGAUAUUGGUGGCCAUGUCCUGGGUGUGUGCCUUCACCAAUGCAUUGACCCAUACUGUGGCCAUAUCCACACUCAACUUCUGUGGCCCCAAUGUGAUCAAUCACUUCUACUGUGACCUCCCACAGUUGUUCCAACUCUCCUGCUCCAGUACCCAACUCAAUGAACUGCUGCUUUUUGGUCUGGGGAUCCUCAUGGCUGGUGCACCUGUGAUUCUCAUUGUUACCUCAUACAUCCACGUGGCAGUAGCAGUCCUGAGAAUCCGCUCCGCUGAAGGCAGGAAGAAGGCCUUCUCCACAUGUGGCUCCCACCUCACAGUGGUAGGCAUCUUCUAUGGGACUGGUGUCUUCAGCUAUAUGAGGCUGGGCUCAGUGGAGGCUUCAGACAAGGACAAGGGUAUUGGCAUCCUCAACACUGUCAUCAGCCCUAUGCUGAACCCACUCAUCUACAGCCUGAGGAACCCUGAUGUGCAGGGUGCCCUGCAGAGAGUGCUCACAGGAAAGCGAAUUAUGAUGUAA